UUUUUGUUGAAGUCUUUUAAUUUCUUCCCAUUAUCUUAUUCUGUUUUUUUACCAAUAAUCUGAUCCAAAGAUGCCUUACGGACAACUUGAAGUUUAUGUUGCAAAUGCCAGAGGCCUUGAUGACACAAAUUGGCUAACUGAUAUGAAUCCUUAUGUUGUCGUCACCUGCCGCACUGAAGAGAAGAAAAGCAGUACUGCAUCAGGUGAAGGAUCCGACCCUGAGUGGAAUGAGUCCUUCCUCUUCACCAUCACUCGUGGUUGCGACGAGCUUCACAUCAAACUUAUGGAUGAAAACACAUUCCAAGAUGACGAUUUCCUAGGAGAAGCAACAAUUUCUUUGGAAGAAGUGUUUCGUGAAGGAGAAGUAGGAUCAACCUCUUAUCAGCUUUACAAGGAUGAUGAAGAAUGUGGAUCCAUCAGACUUGGCCUAACUUUCACUCGUGAGGAGAGGGAUGAAUGUGACGAGGACUUUUAAUUUUUGCUGUCUAGCCGAGGAGUUUGAUUUUACGGAAGGUCGUGUGGUUAUCCGUACUAUAAGAAAUAUUAGUCCUAGAAUAAAUUAUGAAAUGAUAGCGAAUUGUUUUUUUUUCAUUAUCAUGUUCUUGUAUUCGCGAAUAAUAUAUGCAUUUAGUUAUGCGAUGAUUUUUGUAUUGUUUUAUAUUGAAUGUAACGUGAAUAAAGAUACACGUGUUAGCAAACAUACCGUUUGUGUCA
This is a messenger RNA of Nicotiana tabacum (common tobacco), 714 nucleotides long. RefSeq names its product elicitor-responsive protein 3-like. NCBI's taxonomy places the organism in Eukaryota, Viridiplantae, Streptophyta, Magnoliopsida, Solanales, Solanaceae. The record is from RefSeq and is a predicted model, not a curated record.